Rhincodon typus (whale shark) is the source of this 1614-nucleotide messenger RNA. RefSeq names its product inhibin subunit alpha (gene inha). The coding region runs from base 572 to 1540 and encodes 322 amino acids. Gene Ontology annotation, cellular component: extracellular region. The transcript is spliced from 3 exons. Gene Ontology annotation, biological process: SMAD protein signal transduction. Lineage: Eukaryota; Metazoa; Chordata; Chondrichthyes; Orectolobiformes; Rhincodontidae. Gene Ontology annotation, molecular function: growth factor activity; cytokine activity. The record is from RefSeq and is a predicted model, not a curated record.
UCUCGCUCAGCUUCUUGCCGUCCUUCUCCCAGGUCACCGCCGGCAUCGGGGAGCCGGCCAACCGCCCGGUGAAGACCACGUCGUGGCCGCGGACCACUCUGGCCGAGGUGGGUUUGACCACGAAGGCCGGCCGGUUCUUCGGGUUCCCGUCACACUCCUCCACCUUGAGGGUGGCGGCCGCGUAGGUCUCCCCCACCCCGUUCUUGGCCUUGCAGAUGUACUGCCCACUGUCUUCCACCCUGGCCCGCGACACCACCAGGUUAUAGACAUUGCCGUCCUCCAGGAACCGGUAGCGACCGCGAGGGGAGAUCUGUGUCUUGUCCCUUUCCCAGAUCACCGUUGGACGAGGGUCCCCAAUGAUCUGGCAUUUGAGAACGGCGUCUGCCCCAUUGGGCACCGUGAACGUCCUGGGAUACGAUAAAAAUCUCGGAGCGCCACCAAAGACAUCCAUUGACGAAUACUCAGGGAUCGAAUGAGUCUUUUCUGGUCAGGCACCUAAAAACGAGCAAAAUAAUCUGAGCACCUUUUCGCCAGUACCAUUUAGCAAGAGGAGCGGGCGUGUCAGGCCCCAAUGCUGGAAACUGCCUGCUCAAUGCACAGCCUGAGUGAGGAUGCAAUCAUUGCAAAGGUGCAGGAGAAGAUUCUGAAGAGCCUGGGGCUGACUGAACCCCCAGAGAACUGCAAUGUAACCAGCCAGGAGCUGCGUAAUCCGUUCAAAAGCCGCAGACUGACACGGCGCAUCACCCGCUGGAUUGGACAUUACAAACCCAAAAAGGACAACGAUAAAUCGGAGGUCAUCUCAUUCCCCAUAACCAACAUACCAUGUGAUUUACAGUAUGAAGGAUUCGUGGGCAAUUACAGUUACAUCUUUCAGCCAUCCCUGCACUCCCGUCGCAGCCAGGUGACCUCUGCUGAGUUCUGGUUUUACGCCGGGGUCCAGUUACCCCCAGGUGCUGACCCCCCGACUAAGCUGUACUUCCUCACUGAACCUGGCAGCUUUGCCCGGGCAGCGGAGAGCAUGGCAGUUGAAGGACAGUGGGUAAUCUUUCAUAUCUCCCAGUCCUUCCUCUCAUAUAUCUCGCACAAGAUACUUUUCCUUCAGGUCAAGUGUGCCAAUUGCCAGUGUGUGAGGGACCAAGUGAAUGUGCCCUUCAUCCUGUCCACAGCGAAGAACUCGGGCCCUUCUCGAUCGAGACGCUCGACAGUCCCUUGGUCCCCCGCCUAUGUCAGUCUCCUUCAGAGGCCACCACCUCCCGAACUUAUUCAUGACGAUUGCCAUCGUUCUGCCGUUAACAUCUCCUUUGAAGAAUUGGGAUGGGGCAACUGGAUUGUUCAACCCAGUGUCUUCACCUUCUACUACUGCAAUGGGACCUGCUCCAACUCCAACCGGCUGACCUCCAGCCUCGGCCUCAAGGUUUGCUGCACCUCAGUCCCAGGGACCAUGAAGCCCCUGAGAGUGAGGACAACGUCUGACAGUGGCUACACUUUUAAAUACGAGACUAUCCCAAACAUUAUAACCGAAGAAUGUGCCUGCAUCUAGACUUUGCUUCCUCACCCUCAGCAUGAUGACAGAGUGGUCUUGGACUCUCAAGGAACUGAAGAUUAAUCAGAAUC